Penicillium robsamsonii is the source of this 1965-nucleotide messenger RNA. Its product is annotated as CAZyme family GH114. The coding region runs from base 1 to 1965 and encodes 654 amino acids. The transcript has a single exon. Lineage: Eukaryota; Fungi; Ascomycota; Eurotiomycetes; Eurotiales; Aspergillaceae. The record is from RefSeq and is a predicted model, not a curated record.
AUGAUGAACUCUUCCCAGCCUUCGGGCCGGCAUGUCCUAACAAAGAGAAACCUCCUGGUAUCCUGCGUCCUGGGUCUCUUUUUCCUUGCCAUUGGGAUGAACCUCCGAGGAGAAUCCGGAUCUGGACACAACCAGAAGAUGUCCAAGCGCGACACCACUAGUACUGACGAUACCGAUAUCUGGCAACCAGAAGCGGGAGUCAAAUGGCAAAUCCAACUUGUGGACCCCAUCGAAGACACCACCGUCGAUGCCGACAUCUGGGACAUCGACCUCUUCGAGAACACCGCUGAAACAAUCACCACUCUCAAGGACAAUGGCCACAAGGUUAUUUGCUACUUCUCGGCCGGCACGUACGAGGACUGGCGCCCCGAUAUUAACAAGUUCGAUCCCGAAGACUUUGGCAGCAACCUCGAUGAAUGGCCAGGCGAGCGAUGGCUCGAUAUCACGUCAGACAAGGUCCGCGCGAUUAUGAGCUUGCGGCUAGAUAUUGCAAAGGAUAAAGGUUGCGACGGUGUUGACCCGGACAAUAUCGAUGCAUAUGGAAAUGAGAAUGGCCUUGGGUUGACUGAAGCGGACUCAAUUGAUUUUUUGACUUUCCUAGCGAAGGAGUCGCAUUCCCGUGGCAUGGCUAUCGGGUUGAAGAAUGGAGGUGAUAUAAUCGGCUCCGUUAUUGAUAUAAUGCAGUGGUCGAUCAAUGAGCAGUGUGCGGAGUAUAAUGAGUGUGAAGUCUAUGCUGCAUUCACCGAAGUCAAUAAGCCUGUUUUCCAUAUUGAAUAUUCCGGGGAGUCUCUUGCGACUCGGGACUAUGAUGAUACUACUGGCCUAACUAGCGAGGCUCCCACCGGUAGCGGGGGUACCGUUGCUGACAGUACUGCACCGGAGGGCUCCGAUGACGCCACCCUUAACCAGGCUGGCCCCCUUGAAUACAUUGACCCGAAGGAUGGUGCUACUGGCGCAACCACUGAGGCCCCCACCGGUAGCAGCGUUGACCCCAAGGAUGGUACUACCACCGGCAGCGGCGAUGUCAGCCCCAAGGAGGAUACUACUGGCGCAACCACCGAGGCCCCCACUGGCAACGGCGUUGACCCCAAGGAUGGUACUACCACCGGCAGCGGCGACGUCAGCCCCAAAGAGGAUACUACUGGCGCAACCACCGAGGCCCCCACUGGCAACGGCGGCACGACUGGUGAUAGUGUUGCGCCUGAGGGCUCCGAUAAUAUCACCGGCAGCGGCGAGGCUGACCCCAAGGAGGGUACUACCACCAGCAGCAGCGUUGACCCCAAGGAGGGUACUACUGGUGCAACCACCGAGGCCCCCACUGGCAGCAGCGGCACUGCUGGUGAUAGCAUUGCGCCUGAGGGCUCCGACGAUACCACUCUUAACCAGGCUGGGCCCCUUGAAUACGUUGACCCGAAAGAGGGUACUACUGGUGCAACCACCGAGGCCCCCACCGGCAGCAGCGGCACUGCUGGUGAUAGCAUUGCGCCUGAGGGCUCCGAUGAUACCACUCUUAACCAGGCUGGGCCCCUUGAAUACGUUGACCCGAAAGAGGGUACCACUGGCACCACUUCAGGCUCUGACAAUACUUCAGCCAGCCUCGCUGCCCCAAUUGAGUAUCUUGACCUCAAAGUCUCUGAUGAUACUUCAAGUCCCGCUAUCAAGACACCCAUUGGUAGCGAGGCUACGGCAACUGAAACUGUCCCUACAGCUAGCACAGAUGCAGAUACCACCAAUUCUAGCAGCGUCAGUUGUUCAACCGGCACUAGCACUGACACUUGUGCUGACAUCAAUGCCGAUGACACCAAGGAAAAACACCUAUGUGGACACGGUUGCUACAAGGUUCGCCGCACCAGAGGCAUUCUCUCCUCCAAGCUGAAGACAUCGGCCUGCAAUGCAGCCAACACCAACAAGUUUUCGACUGUCAUCAAGAACAUGAACCUCGAUACCUGGGUUGAAUAUUGUUAG